Phialemonium atrogriseum is the source of this 2258-nucleotide messenger RNA. RefSeq names its product major facilitator superfamily transporter sugar. Gene Ontology annotation, biological process: transmembrane transport; carbohydrate transport. The record is from RefSeq and is a predicted model, not a curated record. Gene Ontology annotation, cellular component: membrane. The transcript is spliced from 9 exons. NCBI's taxonomy places the organism in Eukaryota, Fungi, Ascomycota, Sordariomycetes, Cephalothecales, Cephalothecaceae. Bases 338 to 1891 code for a protein of 517 amino acids. Gene Ontology annotation, molecular function: carbohydrate:proton symporter activity.
UGCUCAUCCCGUCCUAAACCGAGGAGAGGACGAAUCAGAUUCCCCAAACUAGGUCCAUGUCGAACUUCUCACCAAACCAAGUUCGUGCAAGUCUGCAAGAUGCUAGUCUUAGCACCCCCCUGACCUGCCUCUCGACAAGGCAUUAAAAGCCCGUCGCGUCUCCCCUUCUCUCCUGACUUGCCAGCCAUCUUCCCGUCUUCUUCCUCCCAUCAAGCACUGGAGUCGAGGGUCCUGGUCUUCACUUCGCAGUGUUACACCCCCUGAACAAGAAGCAACAGAAGGACUCGGUAUACACACGUGGAGCGGCCAGGUUUAGCACCUGCACAACACCGCCAAGAUGGUCACCUCAAAGAGAGUUUACAACUGGUACGUGUCGAUGGUGGCGGCAAUGUGCAUGGUUCUCUACGGAUACGAUGCGUCAGUCUUCAACUCAGUCCAGGGGUCGCCACAUUGGCUGGCUUACUUCGACUUGAAUCCGAAAACCGACACAUACAUGAUCGGGCUGAUAAACACUGCCUACACGAUUGGCGCUAUUGUUGCCGGGUUUUUCAUCGGUGGUCCUACUGCCGAUUACCUGGGGAGACGAUGGGGGAUGGGCAUCGGCUGCUUUGUGACCAUCAUCGCCACCUUCAUGCAGGCGUUUGCGCCGCGGCACCAGAUUGGCUGCUUCAUUGCCGGCCGAGUCCUCAUCGGCCUCGGUCAGGGCAUGGCUCUCACUGCCGGCCCUAUCUACAUUGGUGAACUGGCCCCAGCGCAUAUUCGUGGAUACAUCAUGGCAUUCUGGCAGCUGUUCUACUCGGUCGGGUCCUUCAUCGCCUACUGGAUCAACUACGCUUGCUCGCUGCACCGCGAGAGCCUGGGCGAAUGGGAAUGGAGGAUGGUGGUCAUCUUCCAGCUCAUGGUCCCUGCCAUCAUCAUAAUCCUGCUGCCCUUCCAGCCCGAGAGCCCACGGUGGCACAUCAAGAAGAACAACAACAUUGAGGCCGCCAGGGCUGCUCUCCGCACGGUCCGUGACACCGAGCAGGAGGUUGAGGAGGAGGUCUUGGCCAUCCGCGAGGCCGUCGAGUACGAGAAGGAGGCCAUCAGCAGCAACUACAGCGCCCUUUUCAAGGAUCCCUCGGUCCGCAAGCGUCUCUACCUCGCCUUCAUUCUCAACAUCGGCCAGCAGCUUACUGGCCAGGGCACUCUCAACUCCUACUCCACCGCCAUCUACAAGAAGGUCUGGACCUCGAGCCAGACCAUCAACCUCAUCAACGCCCUCAAUGCGACUUUUGGAAUUCUCUUCACUCUCAACGCUGUCUGGACCGCUGACCGCUUUGGUCGACGAUGGUUGUUCAUGGUUGGUGCUGUUGGAAUGGGUUUCUGCAUGAUGCUCGUUCCUAUCAUCAGCAUCGCGACGCCAGACGUCAACGGCACCAAGUCCGAGCCUGUGGGAAUCGCCAUUGUGUUCCUGCUCUUCUUGUUCAUCUUCUUCUACAAGCCAUCCUGGGGUGCCGCCACCUGGAUCUGGACAUCGGAAAUCUUCAGCAUGAACAUCCGCGCCCAGGCUGUCGGCAUGUGCUCGCAGAUGCAGAACGUCGCAAACACCAUCUUCCAGCAGUUCUUCCCGACCUUCCUAGCCAACGAGGGCCUCAAGUGCCUCUUCUUCUUCAUGGCCAUCAACUUCGUCCUCGCCGUCUUCGUCUACUUCUUCAUCCCCGAGACCAAGCAGAUCGCCCUCGAGGAGAUCGACGUGCUCUUCGGCGGCAGCAACCACGCCGACAAGGGCGCCCAGAUGCUGGGCGUGGGCAUGGGCGCCGACGCCCGGGGGGCGGCUGGGGGCCAGGAUGACGGCAAGAACGAUGAGAUCGCCGUCGCUGUGCAGAGGGAGAAUAAGAGCGAGGUGGUUUAAGGGCCGGGUAAUUUGAUGUUCAUCCUUUGUGGAGAUGGAAAUAUUGGAAAUACAAGAGAAGUAGAGCCGCUGGAUGGUUCAAGCAAGAAUAAUUAAGGAAUUUCUCACCUGCUGAAUCAAUCCUCUUGCUUUGGACUUGAUCCAUUUGAAUCCACCACUAUUCUUCAACUGAACUUAGAGUGCGCGAGGGGAACACACCUAAAAGAGCCUAUGGGUGGACCACGCAGUCUAGAGAGAGACUGUGAUAUAUUGCUGAUUAAUGUCCAGACGUAGCCCAUUCUGAAAAGCACAUCUGCAAAAGUCCGAGAGCACGCCUUUAUUAUGUAUCUCUAGUCGAAAAACCACCGUUCAGGGGCCCCUGAAUUCA